UCAAGAGAAUUAAUAUAGAGAGAGAGAGAGAGAGAAAAAAAGAGAAGAGAUCUGAAGGGGGUCUGACUCUUUUCUCUCAAAAAAAAAAAAAAAAAAAAAACUAAAUUUUGUCAAAAAGGGUACAAGGGAGGGAUAGCAGUCUUUUUUUUCUCUAAAUCUCUGCCUUAGUUUUUCCUAUACUCUGAUCAGGCACAUUUUGAUUUGUAUUUCAUUGAAAUAAUGGGGAUAGAUGUGGAAGCUAAGUUAGUUCAUGUUCCAGUUGAAGCUGGAAGUGAACAGAUCAAUCUUCUGAAAGAAAAUGGAAAGACGAAUCAUGGUUCGGGGAUUACCGAGCCAAUUAAAUUUGGCUCUCAUGGUACUGAAGAACCUAAGAAGGAGGAAGUAAGCAAAAUUCCUGUGAGCAAUGUUCCGAAGGAUGCAGUUGAGGACUGGCCUGAACCUAAGCAGAUUCAUUCGUUCUAUACUGUUAAAUUCCGGAGAUUUGAAGACCCGAAACUGAAGGCCAAAAUUGAACUGGCUGAAAAAGAGCUACAGAAAAAGAACCAAGCGAGAUCUCAGAUCAUUGAAAAAUUAAAGGCCAGAAGGGCUGAACGAUCAAAGGUAAUUGAACAAAGGAAAGCCCUUGGUGCUGAGAAUAAGGAAUUUUGGAGUGCUAUUGAUGAUAAAAAAAAGGAAAUGGAACCUCUGCGAGAGGCCCUGGGAAAGCUCGGCGUUUCUAGGAAUGCUGGCCGAGAGAGGGGUCCUGUGGUGUGUUCAUCUGAGCAGGAGCUGAAUAAUCUUAUCAAGAGUCUGCAGUAUCGCAUUCAGCAUGAAAGCAUUCCUCUAACCGAAGAGAAGCAAAUUCUCCGGGAAAUCAAACAACUUGAAGGAACAAGGAAAGAUGUUAAAAAUGUUGCUGCUACAAGGGCACAGAUUCAUGAGGCGAUGGGUGAAAAAGAAUCAAUCCAGAACCAGGUCAAACUUAUGAGUGUUGGUUUGGAUGGAGUUCGGAAGGGGCAACAGGAGGUUAAGGCCAAGCUUAAGCAAAUAGAUGAUCAGAUUGAUGGCAUAAGCAAACAGAUCAGCUUAUUGGAUGAGGAAUUGAAGGAAGUUGUGGAGAAGAGGGACAAAACUUAUGAACAUAUUCUGGAAUUGAGGAAACAGCGUGAAGAAGGGAAUUCUUCUUUCUACCAAAACUCCAACGUGUUGCACAAAGUGAAGCAACUCGCAGAUCAAAAGGAUGUUGGAGCCCUUAAAGAGCUCUCUGUUACAGAGGUCGACAAAUUCAUGUCUCUUUGGAGUGGUAGUAAGCCUUUUAGAGAUGACUAUGAGAGAAGACUCUUGCAGUCGCUCGAUAUUAGGCAGUUGAGCAGGGACGGGAGGAUGAGGAAUCCUGAUGAAAAGCCUCUUGUGUUACCAGAACCACCUACCGUCUCCCGUGCCGAGGUUCCAGCAAAAACUAAUGCAAAACCCGUAAAGGAAGAUCCUGCACCUGUUGAUGCUGCUCCUGUUCAGAAAGAACAGAAAGAGAAGAUUAGCAAGCACAACACAAAAAGCACUGAGAAAAAAGAUGUCGUUGAUGAAGAGGAAGUCUAUGGUUUGGACAUACCCAAGGAUAUUAAGCCCAAGAAAAACGAAGUUGAUGAGGCAACACUGAAGGAGAUGAAGAAAGAGGAGGAGAUAGCAAAAAAUAAACAGGCUAUGGAAAGGAAGCGAAAGUUGGCCGAGAAAGCCGCUGCAAAAGCUGCAAAGAAAGCUCAGCUAGAAGCUGAAAAGAAACUCAAAGAACGUGAGAAGAGAGCGAGGAAGAAGGGCGGAUCUUCUGUUCCGGAACCAACCGAGGAACCUACUGAGGUUGCUGAGGAGGAAAACGUGGAGGAAACUGUUGAAACAACCAUUGCACCCAAGUUGAAGGCGCGGAAAGAGAAUACCGUCAGGCAUAGAGCAACACGUGCAAGAGGUUCGGAGCUUCCCAAAACUAUACUAAAGCGCAAGAAAGCAACAAACUAUUGGCUAUGGGCGGCUGCUCCUGCUGCGCUCGCGAUUCUGGUACUUCUAGUCUUCGGAUACAUGUACCUUCAAAAGUAGAAAGAGGUGGGGAGAGUGAAAACAAAAAAAAAAAACAAAAAAACUUUUCGCUUUUAGUGUUUCUACAAUACUGCAAUAGCAAUUUUCUGUUUAGUUAUCAUAACGUUAUUUCUUUUUCUUGCAUCCUAUAGUUUAGGAUGGAAAACCCAUAACGUGUUGCUGGUAGAUGCGGCCUAUCUUGAGAUAACUUACUGAGAAGGGUCUACAUGUUUUUAUUUUGGUUGGUGUAGUUGCAAUUAUUGACAUUUUGCUUAGA
Messenger RNA from Lycium ferocissimum, 2323 nucleotides. RefSeq names its product proton pump-interactor 1-like. The record is from RefSeq and is a predicted model, not a curated record. Lineage: Eukaryota; Viridiplantae; Streptophyta; Magnoliopsida; Solanales; Solanaceae. The transcript is spliced from 8 exons. Bases 220 to 2067 code for a protein of 615 amino acids.